This is a messenger RNA of Oryza sativa Japonica Group (Japanese rice), 1291 nucleotides long. Its product is annotated as protein synthesis inhibitor II. NCBI's taxonomy places the organism in Eukaryota, Viridiplantae, Streptophyta, Magnoliopsida, Poales, Poaceae. Gene Ontology annotation, biological process: negative regulation of translation. Gene Ontology annotation, molecular function: rRNA N-glycosylase activity. The record is from RefSeq and is a predicted model, not a curated record.
CUUUUUUCUUCUUCUUUGUUUGACGGAACAAAAAUCUCAGGCAUGAUAUGAUAUUCUGAUCUGUUCAUGAGUUCAUCUGUAUCUCAGUGUACAUGCAUUUGCAAAGCAAAAAUUCCAUUUUGUUUUGACUAUUUCGCUUCCGGCCAUGGCGUUGAACCCGCUCUUCACCGUGACGUUCGACGUGAGCAGCGGCGACAACUACGGCGACUUCAUCGCCGGCAUCCGCAGCAGGGUGGCCAACCCGAGGCACUUCUCCCGCAACCGCCCCGUCCUGCCGCCGGUGGAGCCGCCGCCGCCGCCGCGCCGCUGGUUCCACGUCGUGCUCCGGGCGUCGCCGACCGCCGCGCUCACGCUCGCCACGCGCGCCGACAACCUCUACCUGGAGGGAUUCCGGAGCAGCGACGGGAGGUGGUGGGAGCUCACCCCGGGCAUCCUCGGCGCCGCCCCCGGCGGCGCCGCCGCCACCUACGUCGGCUUCGGCGGCUCGUACCGCGACCUCCUCGGCGACACGGACAGGCUCACCGUCGUCACGCUCGGCCCGCAGCAGAUGGCGCAGGCGGUGAACGCGCUCGCCGCGCGCAGGCCGGCCGACCUCGCCAACGGCGCGGCGCAGCGGCGCGCCAUGGACGCGGUGGCGGCGCUGCUCCUGAUGGUGCACGAGGCGACGCGGUUCCAGACCGUGUCGAGGCUGGUCGCCGGGCUCAUGCACCCCAAGGCGGCGAGCAAGAGCGGCGCCAUCACCACCGCGAUGAGGAAGCAGGUGAACGGGUGGCAGGUCCUCUCGGCGGCCAUGCUCGGCACGGACGCGCGGCCGCCGGCGAGGUUCGCGCCGCUGAGGGACAUGGGCGUGGACACGGUGGAGGAGGCGGCGGCGACGGUGGGGAUCCUGCUGUUCGUCGAGGUCCCCGGCGGGAUGACGGCGGCGAGGGCGCUCCAGCUGUUCCACCAUGGGAACUAGAUUUUGAUGCAGCUGGAUUUUUUUCUCCUUGUUUGAGCCAAUAAAAUGUUAGAUUUGUGAUGGUUUUGCUAUUUGAUUUGAGUAGAAAUGUUAGAUUUUGUGUGUAUUCGGAAUAAAUUCAGCACCAUAGUUUUAUCUAUAGCUAUUUUAAUUCAUGUGAGUACUAGUAAGAACAAUAACAUAUCCUACUCUGACUGAUGCAACCAGAUAGAGAUUAUACUUGUUCAUACUGAAAAUUUGUUCAUAACAACUUUCACAAUCUUUUCUCAGAGAUAUUUUGCAUUCAGAUAACUAUGUAUACACAGGACACAUAUUUCUGGAUAUGAACAUCCA